This is a messenger RNA of Drepanopeziza brunnea f. sp. 'multigermtubi' MB_m1, 1086 nucleotides long. RefSeq lists its product as uncharacterized. Gene Ontology annotation, cellular component: eukaryotic translation initiation factor 3 complex, eIF3m. Gene Ontology annotation, molecular function: metallopeptidase activity; translation initiation factor activity; translation initiation factor binding. NCBI's taxonomy places the organism in Eukaryota, Fungi, Ascomycota, Leotiomycetes, Helotiales, Drepanopezizaceae. The record is from RefSeq and is a predicted model, not a curated record. Gene Ontology annotation, biological process: translational initiation.
AUGGCGGUCGCCGCAAACAACUCCCUGCAUGUCGCGCGCCCUCUUGCGCCAGCAGUUAUCGGUGCAAAUGUCUCAACUGCCCCUUUGAACGUCGUGGUUCAACCCCAGGCUGUUUUUUCCAUCCUCGACCACGCUAUCCGCCGCGACGACUCGCAAACCCAAUCCGCGCGCGUCAUCGGCGCUCUUCUCGGCGUACGCUCGGAGGAUGGUAUGGAGGUAGAGGUUCGAAACUGUUUUGCGAUCCCGCACACCGAGAACCAGGACCAGGUCGAGGUCGAUGUCGAUUACCAGAAGAACAUGCUCGCGCUGCAGCUGAAGGCGAACCCCAGAGAGGUUCUGUUAGGAUGGUACACGACGAACCUGGGCCUUAACAACUUCAGCGCCUUGAUCCAGAACUUCUUCGCCAGCUCCGAGACUGGAACUUUCCCGCACCCUGCCGUCCACUUGACGAUCUCGAGUGAGGCUGGAAAAUACAUUGAGGCGAAGGCAUACGUCAGUGCGCCAGUCGGAGUGAAUGCUGAGCGUGCUGCGGAGACCUGCCUCUUCAUCCCAGUGCCCUACGAAAUCCGAUACGGCGAGACUGAGAAGAGUGGCCUUGAGCUGAUUUCUGGAGCCAAGGAUAGCGAAAACCGAGCUGCCCCAGUCGUCUCGGAUAUUGAGGGUCUGGAGCGUGCAGUUGAUCAGACAGUGGAUCUUCUGGAGAGAGUGUCGGAAUACGUCAACUCAGUUCUGGACGAGGAACGUGAACCUUCGAAUCCCUUGGGCCAAUUCCUCAUCAACGCCUUGUCAUUAUCGCCAAAGGUCGAUCCUCAAGAAAUCGAGCGAGACUUCAACAACCACAUCCAGGACGUGUUGGUAGUUUCAUACCUGGCCAACACUAUCCGCACUCAAAUCGAGCUGUCCCAAAGACUGGCAACGGCUACUCUCACGAUGGGUAGUUCAGAUGCUACGCCUGGAAACGGAGGAGAGGCUGGCUCCGAGAAUAAGGGACAACGCAGUGGUCGGGGUGGAAAACGUGGAGGAGGACGUGGCGGCGGAGGUGACAGAAAUAGAGAACCAAGAGAGCCCAGAGAGCCCAACGAAUAG